Molecule: messenger RNA, 1752 nt
Organism: Strongylocentrotus purpuratus (purple sea urchin)
Lineage: Eukaryota; Metazoa; Echinodermata; Echinoidea; Camarodonta; Strongylocentrotidae
Product: lactosylceramide 1,3-N-acetyl-beta-D-glucosaminyltransferase A-like
Exons: 2
Coding region: 25-1752 (575 amino acids)
Cellular component (GO): membrane
Molecular function (GO): hexosyltransferase activity
Source: RefSeq, a predicted model, not a curated record
UUUUGGAUAUAGUCUCUCGUCAACAUGUCGUCCAUAAAGAAGAUAUUCUUGUGCUUGUUUUUAGUGUAUUCUGCAUCUAGCUUUCUCUUUCUCAUUUACUUAAGGAAAUCAGUAGACAACAAGAAAAAACAUCGCUUAUCAAACUAUUCAAACUAUUCUAGUGAUAAAGAGAAACUGCUUGGUUGGAGACAGAAUGUUCAAUGGGAGUCCAAAUUAGACCUGCAUGAGUAUCGCUAUCUCAUCUACCCAGAGAAUGGAUGCAAGAAAUCAGAAAACAGGACAUUGCUUAUUCUCGUAAAGACAAAAGUGAGUAGUGCAAAACGGAGGAAUAUCAUCAGAGAAACAUAUGGCGAGGGAGUGGUUAAGUACAAUGUUUCUGCGAUGAUUGUAUUUCUUACUGGAAUCUCCGGGGAAUAUAAUUCAACCCUGCAAGCUCAGCUUCAAAGUGAGGCUGAUAUUCACGGAGAUAUUCUACAAGAGGACUUUAUUGAUAGCUACUACAAUCUAACCAUUAAACUCAUCAUGGCCGCCAAAUGGGCGUCCACAUUCUGUAACAAUAGUUAUUAUGUAAUGUCAACAGAUGACGAUGUCAUUGUGGACAUCGUUAACCUUGUCAACGAUCUCGAAGCAAAUACGUUUCGUUCGAAGUUUGUGUUAGCCGAGCCUGCAAUUGGCUGGAAACCUCAACGAGAUACUCAGAGCAAGUGGUAUACUCCAUAUCAAUUCUAUUCGGAGAAGAUAUGGUCUCCUUUUCCUCGAGGAUACGGGUAUAUCGUCUCCAGAGAUGUCGCCCAUGAUAUCUAUCGUGCCUCUCAGAAGAUGGCUGCACCGAUACCCUGGGACGAUGUAUAUUGUGGUAUGCUCUUACAGACAUUAGGGGUACAGAUGACAGAUAUAAUAUCUUGGUUUCAGACUAGACAUGGACAUGAGAAACAAGUGGCUCCAUUGAAAGCUCAAGACCACUAUGUGAUUAUGGGUGCUAUAAAGAAGCCCCUAAUGAAGACCUGGAGAGCAGUUGAACAUAGAUACAAGAACAUUCACAACCUGCAGUUUGCUCGUCCAGGAAGAUCUUACAUAGGAGAAGCUGUACGAUGGAUCGGCAAUGUGUUAAUUCUCUCUGUGAUGGUAGGUGUGUGUGUGUGGAUGUGGAGGUUUCCAUCAGGAAGGAACAGCGACAAGACUUCCACAGGAACAGUGUUCCAGACGGCCCUCCAGCCACCGCUACAAACACCGACAAACCAGCCAGGUGUAGAAGAGAUGGUGAGAGCAGUAAAGGAACUGACCGAUCGAGUCGUCGGAGCAGUUAGCAACCUAGCAACAUCGAUGAAACCACCCUUGCCUCGCAAUGCAGAGAAUGUACAAUGCUUCAGUAUUAUUGUAGCGGACGGGGACAUUAUGCUCGUGUCCAAGGACAGUGCACGUCAAGACAGGGGACAGGCCCCCCAGUAUACAGAUCGGUAUAGACGUGGUAGAAGGGAGAGACGUUGGGCACCAAGAGGGCGACCAUCUGCGCGCUACCCUUUUCCCAACCCGAUGGGUGGGCGUCACAUCCCGGGCAACCAUAUUCUCGACAUCCACCUGGCAACUUGGCUGGGUACAACAGACCGGACCCUUUUCUGUACCAGUACAUUUGCCUACGCCGGACGCCACUACCAGGACUACCAAUUGCCCCAUCAUCUUCGACUCCUGCAGAAUGGAACACCAUCGCCUACAUCACGUUUCAAUGCACAUGAACAACCUGAUUUACGGUAA